GGAAAUCAACUGUUGGUAAAUUGUUAGCAGAAAAGCUAAACUAUCAAUUAAUUAAUAGUAGUUUAUUUUAUCGCUAUUUAGUAUUAAAUUUUCAAUAUGAAGAUAAAAAAGUAAUAAUCGCUUGGUUAUCAAAACAACAAUCAGAAGAUUUAUUAUCAUUUAUAAAUGAUAUCGAUAACCAGAAAAAUUUAAUUUCAGAUCAAGAUGCUGUAUUUAUUGCCCAAAAUGAAAAUAUACGUCAAACAAUUAACAAGAUUAUUCAAGAUAUUACAAAAGAAAAGGAUGCAGAAGUAAAAAUGGUUUUAUCAGCUGAUAUUGAAGCACAUGUUAAUCGUCAAUUAAAACAAUAUAAUAUCGAAGAAUUUACUGAUGUUUAG
This is a messenger RNA of Racocetra persica, 377 nucleotides long. NCBI's taxonomy places the organism in Eukaryota, Fungi, Glomeromycota, Glomeromycetes, Diversisporales, Gigasporaceae. The record is from the annotation of a GenBank genome assembly.